Australozyma saopauloensis is the source of this 603-nucleotide messenger RNA. RefSeq lists its product as uncharacterized. The record is from RefSeq and is a predicted model, not a curated record. NCBI's taxonomy places the organism in Eukaryota, Fungi, Ascomycota, Pichiomycetes, Serinales, Metschnikowiaceae. The coding region runs from base 1 to 603 and encodes 200 amino acids. The transcript has a single exon.
AUGUCUAAUCAAGCAAACCAAAUCCUCCUGGAGCUGGAAAAACGUUACAUACUUCCGGUCAUUGCAUUUAUGCUUUCUAGGUUCAUGAUCGGCCAAAGGGCCGCCGAAGCUUAUAGGCCCAUAGUUCAGGUCAUUGCCGGGCGUAUCGGAAACUGGUUUGUUCAAUCUAUCUGGAAGCCCAAUUUCAUCAAGGACAUGGAGGCCCUUUUGCGUCAUCUUGGACACACGAACUUAAAAGAUAAGCAUUUAGCGAUGCCCGCAGUUCACCAGAGAGAAGCAUGUAGCAUCAUCAAAGCUCGUAUUCAAAAACCAGGCAGAAAGGUAGUGGACGCUGAUGCGAUGUUUCUAGUCUUACAAUUUAAGACGGAGUUAGGACAAAUCUUUAUCAGGUCGCUUCAUUUCAGUCUCCUUCACAAAGAAAAUGAUAGCUUUGUUCGCAUGAUUCUGGCCGGUUGUGCAAUUUUGCAAGAUAUGCCACUCGUUCAAGAGGAAGGCGAAUUAUCAAAAGAUUUUCAGGCGCGCAAAGAAUGUGACGAGAUCUUCAGGGCAUUGAUAACGCCAGUUGGUGUUGCCUUUUUGAUAGCUGCGGGUCCAGAUGAAUGA